UGAAUCUCCACCACAAAUUCAGUUCGUCUUCGUUAUCACCAUCAGUGAAUCAAAAACAUAAUAAAAAUGAAAGUGAUCAUUGCCCUCGCUGUCCUAAUCUCCGUGGCCCUAGCUGCCCCCCAGAGAGAUGCGGAUGCAGUAGUAACCAGAUACGUCAGUGACAAUAUCGGCAUUGACGGUUACAACUUCGCAUACGACACGAGCAACGGAAUCUCUGCCCAAGAAAGCGGCCAGGUACAAAACGCGGGAAGGGAGGACGAAAGCAUCGCCGCUCAAGGACAAUUUGCCUACACCGGCCCUGAUGGUGUACGAUAUGAAGUAAGAUACAUCGCCGACGAAAACGGUUUCCAACCCGUUGGCGCCCACCUUCCAGUAGCGCCUUAAGUACCUAGGAAAUAAAAUGAUUUAUGAUUAAAUUUUUGUUAAAGACUUUGAAUAAUAAAAAAAAUUAAAACUA
Molecule: messenger RNA, 457 nt
Organism: Anoplophora glabripennis (Asian longhorned beetle)
Lineage: Eukaryota; Metazoa; Arthropoda; Insecta; Coleoptera; Cerambycidae
Product: flexible cuticle protein 12-like
Exons: 3
Coding region: 67-384 (105 amino acids)
Cellular component (GO): chitin-based extracellular matrix
Molecular function (GO): structural constituent of chitin-based larval cuticle
Source: RefSeq, a predicted model, not a curated record